AUGCCACAUUGGCACCGACAUGCUUGGCCUCGCUCGCCUCGGUGCCGUAUCCGUAACCGGGCUAGACUUUUCCAGUGUAGCAAUUACAGCGGCGGCGAGAAGCUCAAGUUCGUCGAGGCUUCGCUGCAACAAGGGCUGACGGUCCUGCCGCGAGAUACGUUUGACCUCGUCUUCAUCAGCAUCAGCUCCUUGUGCUAUGUUGCCAAAAUCAAAGAAUGGGCUCGUAUUGUGUCUGGACUUUUAAAACUGGGUAGGCGGCUGUUUGUCCGCGAGUUUCACCCAGUGCUGUUAUCUUUGGACGAUGGGAAACCAGAUGAGAUGGUGAUUAACUUGCCGUACUUUAAGCGCGAGGAACCUGUUAUUAUGGAUAAGCAGGGAACGUACAUCAACUUGGGGGACUAUAUAUUCACAUCAACCAGGUGCGCAGUGUUUAACCAUGGAAUCGGGGAGGUUGUGCAGGCGCUGCUACAUGAGGGGAUGAGGUUGACGGGGCUGAGGGAACACGAGAGUGCGCUGUUGACAGGCGCGUAA
Messenger RNA from Metarhizium robertsii ARSEF 23, 531 nucleotides. Its product is annotated as Methyltransferase type 12. The coding region runs from base 1 to 531 and encodes 176 amino acids. The transcript has a single exon. Lineage: Eukaryota; Fungi; Ascomycota; Sordariomycetes; Hypocreales; Clavicipitaceae. The record is from RefSeq and is a predicted model, not a curated record.